AUGACCUUGUACGAUACAAUGGCUUAGUGUUUAUUCACAGUAGGCUACAGGUCUUAAGACGAUUGACAGACUUUCUCUCCACUGUCUGGUGUUCUGGUCCUGAGCCUGUAUUCACAGAGUCAGAGUAGCAGUGCUGAUCUAGGAUCUGCCUUUUCAAUCAUAAGGAAUAAAAAGAGGGACCUGAUCCUAGAUCAGCACUCCUCUACUCUGAGAUGCUUUAUGGUGCUCUACUAGACACCUGCCUUUAUCUAUGUACAUGGGUGUGUGUAAUAAUGUGUACAUCUCCUGCCAAUGUGAAACCCCCAGGUGCGAUCACCGCUUUGAGAAGGUUCUGGAGGAGGUGACCUGCUACACCCCUCACUACAUGGAAGAGACGGAGUCUAUCUUUGACCAAUCACAGGAGGAGAGGAAGAGGAUCAGCAAUGAUCCACAAUUGACGUCACCAACAAUGAGAGGAUGGCUACACCCGCUGUGACUAGGAGGGUGUGUAUCUCAUCACUCACUGAUCAAUUAUGUCAUGCCGUGAUCUCUCAUUCCACCUCUGUCUCCCUCUCCUUUCUAUCUUUCUCUUUCCUCCUUUCCUCCCUCUCUCCCAGUGUGAAGGCUGUGUAUAAUGAGCUCCACAACAUUCUCAUGGCCAUCAAUGAGUGGGACAAACUGCGCUGUUGGAAGAACACCCACAGACCGGGCAUGCCCACUGACUGGCCUCAGUUCCAGGUGCAACACACACACACAGCGGGCUAAUGGAAGUUAAUGGGGCCUAAUGGAGUGUACUGUAAUAUGGGAUUACAUAGAUGUCAGCCCCUUUGUUAUUGUCAGAGUUAGUCUAAUGUAGCGAACAGUGUUACAAGCUAAUGUAGCAGACUGUAUAACAGUGGUGUAUGGUCCAACAAUGUGACCAUUAUUAGAAACUGCUGGAGGGUAUAUACUGGACCAGUCUGCCUUGUUGUUCAAUGGAGUCUAUUGCAACCUCUCUUUCAGGAGUGGGCACCAGAACAUAAAAUUUGAAGAAAGAGGUAGAGGCACAGCAAGGCACAAUAGAGGUGAGCAUGUCUCCAUCUGUCUUUAUGACCUACGUCAACUGCAGCAGUGUAUUUGAUCUGUGCUUGUGCCAGCACCAGCAACGCAAGCCUUUUUCUAUGCUUAUGUGCGAGUAGAGUGAGUUCAGAAAACAGAAAGUAGGCCUAUGCGUCUUAGAAAUAGUUUUCACAUACCAACUUUAUAUGUCCGAUCUCAGAAUCAAACAGGCUUGCCCAAAAUAACAUGGUAGAAUGUUUAUUUUGAUUGACAAUUUUGUGCAUUUAUCAAAAUCCCAUCAGGUAGCCUGAUUUCAGAUGUCAUGUAAACAACAUUAUUAGGGAAAUCAAUCUUCUUGCACAGCAUGUAAACGCUUAAAUCAAACUAUGAUAUUAAUCUGACGUAUUAUUGUUUGCAUACGUAAUGCCAGCCGUGUUCCUAUUGGUCAGUCACCUGGAUCGGCUCGUAACACCAGCCACACUACACGAUAAAGGCAAAAAAAUACUGACACUGCCAGAACUUUGAUGGAGCCUACGACGAAACGUAGUGGUACUUAAUCAGCAGACCUAGACCCUGUAAGACUGAAGAGCCAAGAUGUUCGACAAUCAUUUAUAAUCUAAGAAUUUGCCCACGACGUCAACAUUUUGUCUUGGACGGCAAAAUCGUGGCAUAAGACGGCUAAAAUCGUACAGUCUGCAAAGGCCUGAAGUAGUUGGAGUCAUUCAGUACUCACUUACCAUCUCAUUACGAUGAAUCAUCAAUUCCUAAUUACUGAUUGGUUUGUAGAUAGUGUUAGUGUUAUGUAUCCUCUGUGUGUGUGUGUGUGUGUGUGUGUGUGUGUGUGUGUGUGUGUGUGUGUGUGUGUGUGUGUGUGUGUGUGUGUGUGGAUGCAUUCAGAGACUCAGCGAUCAGCUUGUUGGGGCUGAACUGGGAGCAUAGUACUGUAGCGGUGGGACAGAGGAGACGGCAACAGACAGGGCUUCGUCCUGAGACCUAUCCUACGAAUCAGGUUUGAGGAAUUAGCGAGGUAACUUUGGUCAACUCUGAGUUUAACUUGGGCUACACUACAUGACCGAAAGUAUGUGGACACCUGCUCGUCGAACAUCUCAUUCACAAAUCAUGGGGAUUAAUAUGGAGUUGGUCCCCCCUUUGCUGCUAUAACAGCCUCCACUCUUCUGGGAAGGCUUUCCACUAGAUGUUGGAACAUUGCUGCGGGGACAUGCUUCCAUUCAGCCACAAGAGCAUUAGUGAGGUAACCUGAUUCAUCUUAUCAACCUGCUAAUUAUUAGAAUCAGGUGUUCUAGAUCAGAGUUGGAGCAAAAACCUACAGGACGGUAGCUCUCCAGGAACAUGGUUGGGCAGUCCUGAUCUAGAAUGUCAUUGUAUGCUGUAGCUUUAAGAUUUCCCUUCACUGGAACUAAUGGGCCUAGCCCGAACCAUGAAAAACUGCCCUAGACCAUUAUUCUUCCUCCAGCCAAACUUUACAGUUUACAGCAUUCGGGCAGGUAGCGUUCUCCUGGCAUCCGCCAAACCCAGAUUUGUCCUUCAGAUUGCCAGAUGGUGAAGCGUGAUUUAUCACUCCAGAGAACAUGUUUCCACUGCUCCAGAGUCCAAUGUCGGCAAGCUUUACACCACUCCAGCUGACGCUUGGCAUUGCGCAUGGUGGUCGAACUUUUCGAACACACCGACUGCGUCAUUGCGUUUUGGUACACCAGAAGUACAUUCAUUAACAUGGGACGCUGCGUUUGCCUUGCAGCAUUGCGUUGCAGAGGCAGUUGCAGUGCGUUCUGUGUGGUGCUUACGUUGGAUUUAUCGAACGUAUGCGUCAAACUGUAUGCAUAAACGGGUUGACAGAAAUGGUAGCAGAAGGUGAAUGUUGAACUUUUGUUGCACACAUAUCUAGAUGAUGCUGCAUACUAUUUUGCGCAAUGACGCAGUCAGUGUGUUCAAAACGUUAGGCUUGUGUGCUGCUGCUCGGCUAUGGAAACCCAUUUCAUGAAGCUCCCGACAGUGGAGGAAGAUAUACUGUUUUACAUUAGCACUACACAUCUGAUUCAAAUCAUCAACAUUUGAUAAUAAGUUGAUCAUUUGAAUCGGCUGUGUAGCGCUAGGGCAAAAACUAAAAAUGUGCACCCCUUUGGGUCCCCAGGACCAGACUAAUCACAUUCCCCACCUCACCUCUCUGUGGCUACCGUAUGUAGGUAGAUAUGAUUCAACUCUGUGAACACAUUGACUGUACUUCAAUGAAUGAUUGUUAUGUGUACCUGUUUGCUUUAUUUGCCGACUACAAGCAUGUAGGUUAGAUAUGAGAGCAUUGCAAAGGUUCAGUGUUGCUACAGUUUGCAAACAAAGUAAUUGUGACACUAUUUAUGUUUUACAGGUGAUCAUGGUUACAGUCUUAUCAUAUAGCUGGGCAACUCUCGGAAUGCAAUUAGUUUAAUCAGGUGUGUUAGCUGGGGCUGGGGGAAAAGUGUGACAGCAAUCAGGCCUCAGAGGGCUGGAGUACUACGAUGAGGAUGACCACAUCGAGAUUGAAUCAACAGACUUGACGCAAGAUCCAGCGUGAUCUGAUACAGGGCUCUCCUGGAGAGUUACCGUCUUGUAGGUUUUCUCCAACCCUAAUCUAGUGCACCUGAUUCUAAUAACUAGCUGGUUGAUAAGCUACAGGAGGGUAAAUCUUCAGGAGAUCUGAACCUCCACCUAGUCCCCCCACCCUUUUCUCUUGUAACCUCUCUCCCUCUACUAUAGCCGUCUUUGGUGAUUAGACUGAGAGGGAUGUAAACACAAAUAGCUUGCAGCUACCACAUUUAACAAUGUGUGAUUCAUUCACCAUUACAUCAUCAUUUAAAAUAAAGUGAAUAAUCUUUGUUUCAUAUUCUUGUUUGUGCUAAGGAGGUCCAGUAG
Coregonus sp. 'balchen' is the source of this 3921-nucleotide messenger RNA. The record is from the annotation of a GenBank genome assembly. Lineage: Eukaryota; Metazoa; Chordata; Actinopteri; Salmoniformes; Salmonidae.